Diaporthe batatas is the source of this 1332-nucleotide messenger RNA. RefSeq lists its product as uncharacterized. The transcript has 2 exons. The record is from RefSeq and is a predicted model, not a curated record. NCBI's taxonomy places the organism in Eukaryota, Fungi, Ascomycota, Sordariomycetes, Diaporthales, Diaporthaceae. Bases 114 to 1136 code for a protein of 340 amino acids.
CUAUUUUCCCCGAGCGCUGUCACUGUCAUGGAUUCUUAUUCCACGCUCUUUCGUCAUUGGUCGUGAAUCAUGCUUUCUCUCUCCUCGUCAGUGCGAUAGGACUUGAUAGCAAAAUGUCAUCGUACUACACGGAAAAGCACCGCCACUCCAGACGACGUGAGCUCCCCGUCGCGGGGACGGUGAUGCGUCGGGUUGAAGUGAGGAGACCAUCAUUGGAGAAGUCUCCACCGCCCGCUCCUGCGGCUCCCUCGGUCAAGGACUCCACCAAGGAACCUCCCAAGGAACCUAAGAAGGAGGAGCCCAAGGAAGCGUCUCAAGAGAAAGACGUUGCACCCCCGCCAGCGCCGGAGUGGUCCAAGUGGGAACCGAUCGAGGGGGCUGGUUGGGACGGCUACUGGAGAGCAAAGGCAACAGAGGAUGGUGGAUGGGUUUACCAGUUCACCAAGGACUUCUCAACAAUAUGGGAGCAAAAGCCCGUUGAGGCCGCUCCUCCAGCCAAGUCGUCGUCGGCGUCAGCGUCGGCAGCCGCCUCGGCACCCCCAGCUGGUGAGCCAGUGCGAUUUGAAGAGACCGCUGCUCCUGCUCCUGCUUCUGCUACUGCGAUUCCACUCCCUGAGCAGCCGCCACCGUCCGCCGGCUAUAAUGAAACGGCCGAGAGCGGCUGCACCUGCGCAUUUUGCUACUACAAUGCUUCUGCUGCUGCUGCCUCGCACUCGCUGCCAGAUGACUUUGCCGCCCUAACAGUCAGUGGUAACAGAGACGCCAGCCACAGCCACCACUACCAGUACACACAAGCAACACCAGCAACAGAAAACCCCGCCGCCGCCGCCGAGCAAGGCCUCGUCGCCGCCAGCCAAGCAGGCUACCCAGCCACCGCCAUCCACCCAUCACAGGAAGUCACCUGCCGUCACAGUCCAGGGGCUGCCUCCGCCGCCCGCUCCAGAGCCAACAAAAAAGGUAGUCGCCACCACUCUCACUCUUCCCACAAACCCACCCAUCACCGUUCCCUUGAUUCCGACAAGGCCUCUCGUCAUCCGAAGGAAAUUGGGGACGUCGUGAGCGCCGAGAAGGAGAAGAAGUACGACCCGGUGAAGAUCGUAGACAACUGGGUGUGGGAAUGGGGUUACGGUGCUUGAACGCGUAGGACUGUCACACUGACGGCCUCAUUCCCGUCAGCUGGAAGAGGGGGCGGGGGUUGCGCGAAAUGAUAAUGUGAUAUCUGAAAAGGCCCAGCGUUCAAGCUGGUAUUACUGUUAGCCCUCAAAUAUAGAGAGACAUCCUCUGUCAUAUGAUAUCGGCCCAACGAAAUAGAUUCCCAUCGUUUGUUCACUC